Messenger RNA from Phasianus colchicus (ring-necked pheasant), 672 nucleotides. RefSeq names its product neuropeptide W (gene NPW). Gene Ontology annotation, biological process: G protein-coupled receptor signaling pathway; feeding behavior. The record is from RefSeq and is a predicted model, not a curated record. Gene Ontology annotation, molecular function: G protein-coupled receptor binding. NCBI's taxonomy places the organism in Eukaryota, Metazoa, Chordata, Aves, Galliformes, Phasianidae.
AUGCAGAGGACGCUCAGGGAUGAAGAGGGGAAGCUAAGGGGAUGCUCACAAGGGACGCUCGGGGCCACGGGAGGGGGCGAGGAGGGGCGGGCGGCGGAGAGGAGGUCCGCGGGGCCGGCUGCCGGGGGGCGGCCGGGGGCUGCCGGGGCGGAGCCGCGGGGUGCCCCUCCCGGCUCCAGUAUAAACCGGCGGGGUGCGGGCGCGGGGCUGCCUUCUCUGGGGCACCCGGGGCCGCCGAGACGCCUCCUGCCCGCAGCCAUGGCGAGGGGGCAGCUGUCGGGGGGCGCUUGGGGGGCUCUGGUGCUGUUGGGGCUGAUGCUGCCGGCUGCACCGGCGGGAGCUUGGUACAAGCACGUCGCCAGCCCACGGUACCACACGGUGGGACGCGCCUCGGGGCUGCUGAUGGGCGUCCGCCGCUCCCCGUACCUCUGGCGCCGGGAGCUGCCGGCAGAGCCUCCACACCGCCCUGGGGGCACCGCGUCCGCCGCCGCCCCGCAGCCCCCGGGGAGCCCCGCGGGGGACCCUCCGCCACCACCGCCCGGCCGCCUCCUGCAGCGCCUGCUCCGCCGGGGCUGGGGCUGGGGGGGGCCGCGUCCUGCCCCCGCCCGGCCGCCGCCCUCCGCCCGCGGAGCUCAGCCUCGCCCGAUUGAAGACAUCGCUGUGCUGCGCUGA